ACCACUGGCUGCAUCUGGACAUCCGGACGAAGAGCAAAGAUGCGCACUGUCGAGCUGUUCUGCGUGGCUUUCCUGUGCCUCUGCCCCAUGGCCUGGGCCUCCGCCGGCCGCGAGCCGUGCCGAUCACCACCUAAGACCAGCGGCAAGCUCUGUGUGAGUACCACCAAGGAGGAUACUAUCGCAUGGGGGGAAUUCAAGUUUGAUUCGUCUCAUAAGCAGCUUCACUUUGUGGAGGACACGAGCAAAUCGAACAAAACCUCUCACCUGGAUGUGAUUAUACGCUUUGAGGAGGGUGUGAUGUACAAGUUGGACCGCAAGAACGAGAGCUGUAAGAAGCAGUCCCUGCCGUGCCACAAGCACCCGAUGGAGGUUCCGGCCGAUGCCACACAUGUAGAAGAGCUGUACAUGGGAAGCCCUGAUAAACAUGAGCAGGGCCUCAGAGUACGCAUGUGGUCCGGAAAUAUGACCGAUCACGACUCGCAUCACUCACAGGACCACUACUCGAUGAUGACUACUUCCUGCGGUUGCAUUACCGUCUCCUGCACCUACCACAGUGAGAAGAAUGAUCUCAUCUUUAGUUUCUUCAACGUCGAGACGGAGAUCGACAACCUGGACGUGUUUCACCCUCCUGAUUACUGUGAAGGUGUGGAUUUAGAGGAUGCGCCUGAUGACCACAGCUUCUUUGACCUCUUCCACGACUGAAUCGUUGAAAACCCUUAUGAAUCAAUCAACACACAGGAUUACGGCAUUACGCUAAUUAAAAAAAAAAACAACUUCCAAAAAACUGUAUCCACUUUUCCUCUUUCUUCUGAGCAAAUCUGUCUCUCUGUAGCAUGAUCACCAUCUCUGUUCUGAGUAACAGCGCAGUUUUGUCCUUUUUGUGACUGCUCCUUUGUUUCUUGUGAAGUCAAUAAAUGUAAUUCAUAAUGAAAAAAAAAACAA
Messenger RNA from Hemibagrus wyckioides, 942 nucleotides. It is a transcript of the gene epd, whose product is annotated as ependymin. Gene Ontology annotation, cellular component: lysosome; extracellular region. The coding region runs from base 40 to 702 and encodes 220 amino acids. The transcript is spliced from 6 exons. The record is from RefSeq and is a predicted model, not a curated record. Gene Ontology annotation, molecular function: calcium ion binding. Gene Ontology annotation, biological process: cell-matrix adhesion. NCBI's taxonomy places the organism in Eukaryota, Metazoa, Chordata, Actinopteri, Siluriformes, Bagridae.